GGCUAGCAUGCUAAUUAACUAUGCAUAACCACGUUUCCUUUCACCAUGUUGAACCCUGACAUAAUUUUUUUUUCCACAAACACCUCACUCUGGAGAAGGAAAUGAUUUUUUUUAAUUAAAAUAAACAUACAUUGGAAAUACUUAGUGCUAAAAUAAGCCUGAAGGAAAGGUUGGAAGUAUGAUGAGUCAGAAAACUGACUGUAAAGAAACCAAUUACUUAACAUAAAACACCAUUAAAGAUAAGCCACGAAAUGUAAGGUCUGCUGGGUAGGAAAGUGGCAAAUGCAAUGAAGCAUGUCUUUAGAUCAUGCAGGUCUAUAACCAACGGUGAAUCUAGCAAAAGUUAUUUUCUCUUUUGGGGAGAAACUUCUUCUUAUUAAAAAAAUAAAAAAUGUUUCAACUUCUUGAGCACCAAGGUCAAUUAUUCUAAAUCUUAAAACCACAGUUUUAAUUUUGCUUUUUUGUUGGUUUUUGUACUUUGGAGUAUUUGUCUACAUUAUCCUUUUUAUAUUUGCCAUAUUUAAAGUCCAAACUAAAAGCAAAUUAUUUUCUCUCCUCAAGUUAAAUGGCUCUAUCUUUUUCUUUAAAAUCCAUUAAGAAAGUGAAACUCCCAAAGUAAGUCCAAAAAAAAGCCCCCAAGUCUGAAAAUGUGGAGCUUUUCUGGCAGUAAUGCAGCUUCUGCAAGUAUUGCAGACCAGAUCAGGUAUCAGAAUUUUAAAGCUUCAGUAACAAAGCUGUCCUAUUGACCCUGAGGAGAUUUAUGAAAUCACUUUCCUGAUGUUAUUGAAACCAAAACACUUUCCUGGACACUGAAUUCAGUCCUAAACAAAGGGCCUCCAACCAACAGCUGUCUUGGGCUGAAUGAGUUAGACUCAACCUCGUGUGACGGAAAAACAGUAAACACAAGCUAACAUUUAAAAGGAAUUGAUGGCACCGUGUAAAUCAGAAGCCCAAGGAGGGCCUGGCUUCAGGUGUGGGGUUCUCUCUCACGCUCUCAAAUCCACAUCCUCCGGAUUAGGUCCAUUUUCAGACAAGCUCCUCCAGCAACUACAUACCAUGCGUCUUCUCAGGUGUGGGUCCUGCAGGAAAACUAAUACACUCUUUGUCCAUAAGUCUCAAAAUAAACUCUCACUGGCUCUGGUUGGAACAUGAGAGCAUCCUUGCCAUUCACCAUGGCCCCGGUCACUAAACGUCUUCACGCCCUGGACUGGUAAUACAGCCUAUCCCAAAGCACCUGGACUGAGAACGGGAAAUGAGUGGUUCCCAGAGUGAAACUGAGGUACUAUUACUAAAUUAAGAUACACCAAGAUGAAGACUGCCACCAACAUCUACAUUUUCAACCUUGCUCUGGCAGAUGCCUUAGCCACCAGUACCCUGCCCUUCCAGAGUGUGAAUUACCUAAUGGGAACAUGGCCAUUUGGAACCAUCCUUUGCAAGAUAGUGAUCUCCAUAGAUUACUAUAACAUGUUCACCAGCAUAUUCACCCUCUGCACCAUGAGUGUUGAUCGAUACAUUGCAGUCUGCCACCCUGUCAAGGCCUUAGAUUUCCGUACUCCCCGAAAUGCCAAAAUUAUCAAUGUCUGCAACUGGAUCCUCUCUUCAGCCAUUGGUCUUCCUGUAAUGUUCAUGGCUACAACAAAAUACAGGCAAGGUUCCAUAGAUUGUACACUAACAUUCUCUCAUCCAACCUGGUACUGGGAAAACCUGCUGAAGAUCUGUGUUUUCAUCUUCGCCUUCAUUAUGCCAGUGCUCAUCAUUACCGUGUGCUAUGGACUGAUGAUCUUGCGCCUCAAGAGUGUCCGCAUGCUCUCUGGCUCCAAAGAAAAGGACAGGAAUCUUCGAAGGAUCACCAGGAUGGUGCUGGUGGUGGUGGCUGUGUUCAUCGUCUGCUGGACUCCCAUUCACAUUUACGUCAUCAUUAAAGCCUUGGUUACAAUCCCAGAAACUACGUUCCAGACUGUUUCUUGGCACUUCUGCAUUGCUCUAGGUUACACAAACAGCUGCCUCAACCCAGUCCUUUAUGCAUUUCUGGAUGAAAACUUCAAACGAUGCUUCAGAGAGUUCUGUAUCCCAACCUCUUCCAACAUUGAGCAACAAAACUCCACUCGAAUUCGUCAGAACACUAGAGACCACCCCUCCACGGCCAAUACAGUGGAUAGAACUAAUCAUCAGCUAGAAAAUCUGGAAGCAGAAACUGCUCCGUUGCCCUAACAGGGUCUCAUGCCAUUCCGACCUUCACCAAGCUUAGAAGCCACCAUGUAUGUGGAAGCAGGUUGCUUCAAGAAUGUGUAGGAGGCUCUAAUUCUCUAGGAAAGUGCCUGCUUUUAGGUCAUCCAACCUCUUUCCUCUCUGGCCACUCUGCUCUGCACAUUAGAGGGACAGCCAAAAGUAAGUGGAGCAUUUGGAAGGAAAGGAAUAUACCACACCGAGGAGUCCAGUUUGUGCAAGACACCCAGUGGAACCAAAACCCAUCGUGGUAUGUGAAUUGAAGUCAUCAUAAAAGGUGACCCUUCUGUCUGUAAGAUUUUAUUUUCAAGCAAAUAUUUAUGACCUCAACAAAGAAGAACCAUCUUUUGUUAAGUUCACCGUAGUAACACAUAAAGUAAAUGCUACCUCUGAUCAAAGCACCUUGAAUGGAAGGUCCGAGUCUUUUUAGUGUUUUGCAAGGGAAUGAAUCCAUUAUUCUAUUUUAGACUUUUAACUUCACCUUAAAAUUAGCAUCUGGCUAAGGCAUCAUUUUCACCUCCAUUUCUUGGUUUUGUAUUGUUUAAAAAAAUAACAUCUCUUUCAUCUAGCUCCAUAAUUGCAAGGGAAGAGAUUAGCAUGAAAGGUAAUCUGAAACACAGUCAUGUGUCAGCUGUAGAAAGGUUGAUUCUCAUGCACUGCAAAUACUUCCAAAGAGUCAUCAUGGGGGAUUUUUCAUUCUUAGGCUUUCAGUGGUUUGUUCCUCAGUUUUAAAUGUGCAAUUUUCUUGCUCCUAUUUAAGUGUUCACAAAAGGUAAUAGUCAAUGAGCUCAUCACUUCAUCCAUGCAGGAAGUCAAGCAUUAAAAUGUACUCUUUAUUUCUCACUGGUUUCUCCAUACUGCAGGCUCCCCACAUAUUAUUUUCUUUUUUUAACUCAGCUCAGAAUCCUUAUGCCUUUUGAAUCAGUGUGAUAAAAUGACAGAUGUUUUUGUUGAUUGCCAGAACAGUUUAAACUUUUUUUAAACAAUAAAUCCAAUAAACAUAAUCUCAAGACAGACUCAUAUGACCAUACAGAAAAGUGUGUCAUCUAUUUUUCAAUCCUGUGUAGUUACUUGGAUGUGAAAUAUUAACAAUGGCCCAAAAAUAUUUUCCUGAAGAUUGUGUUUAUAUAAUGUCAUCACCAAUAUUUUGGUCUUUUUGAUCUCUGCUAAAUGUCAAGAUUUCCUUUGUAAAGUGUCGAUCUUCUAAGUAGUUUCUUUAAGACAAUUCUCCGCUUUAACUGAUUUUCUUUGUUGUGAAACACAGUAGAGAUUUGGCAAUCAACCAUUUUACUUGAUCUAGGUAGACAGCCAAGUCAGAUGGCCCAUGCCUAGAAGCUCUCCAUUUUGAACUUUUGUCAGCAUUGAUUAAAAGAAUCAAAUACCUUGUAGUUAUCUAUGAUGAUACAAGUAAAAAACUAGGCUGCUGACUUCUGAGUAUUCCUGAGCCUACAAUUGUAAAAUUGUAGACUCCAUUGUAAAAUUUGUAUUUUUUCAUCAAUCUGACAAGGCACAAAUAUGUGCCAGAUAUACAAAAGCAAUGUUUCUAGAAAACAGCUAUCAUGGAUCAGAAUAACUGAAUUUACUCUCAGAUCUAUUGGCUAUAGUUAUGUGGACUCAACCCACGUAUCCAGUAGAUGGGAAAAAACAAAAGCCAAAAUAAGUUUUUUAGUGUUUCCUUCUGAUGAAGUUUCAUGUUUGCUUGUAAUAAUCUCCAUUUCUCAAAUAUUAUGUUCCAUAAUAGACAUACAUUAUGUUUAAUUUUUUAUAUUUUCUGACAAAAGUAACUAAAACUAGGACCUUAAAAAGAUUUAGAAUGUUAAAUAAGUGUACUAGGGUGUAUAUAUUUACAUAUAUACACUACUAGAGCUUCCAAAAGUAAAAUGGAUAAUUCAAACAGAACACAAUGUAAUAUUUGUAUGUAAAUAACUGAGGAGGAAAAUCCAUGCUUUUCAUGGGCUAGGAUGGUUUCUCCCAAGAGAUGACAUAGUAUUGCUUUUGCUCAUCAGGCUGUUUCUCAGCAAUCAUUGUUUCUGCUUAAUACCAGCUCCUAGUACGAAUUAUCUGGCAUGUUGAGAGCAACUUUGUCUUCAAGUAGGACCUGAUCUAUCUUUUUCCACAAAUGUCAUGUGUGUGAACAAGUUUCUUCCAUGUCAUCUUUGAGACUCUACACAGAAUACACAAUAAAGGGAGUUAUUUUUAAAAUAAGACAUUCUAAAGUAAAUAAUAAAUAAGGUCAUUGUCAACGUUUUUCAUUCAAAACCAUUUUUUAACGUAAAUUUGCUAGAACCACCUUCCAAUUCCAAGGCAAGGAGAGACAUUACAACCCUGACUCAACUGGAUGGGCUAAGGUUUCUGAUAAAAUCUGAAGAUAAAGAAAAUGGAAUAUUCUGCUUUUUUCUUCCUUCUAAUUUCACCCUUGCCUAAGGAUGAGAUUUCUUCCCAGGUUGGUAUCCCAGAAAUGCAGACUGUAGCUAUGGGGCGGAAGCUUUGUUUCUUUACCUGAUCACUUGCUGUGGAAAUUCUAGCUUAUUGUGUUCCAAGUAGUUAGUGGUUUUUCUCCUUCAGUCUCCACUGUUAUUUUGCUCCUUCAUCCCUCUUUCCUUGCCAAUCAUUAGAAAGGAAAGAAGAGGAAAGAGACUCGCUGGAGCACUGGUGAGUCUCUAGGACCCUGCUAUCCUAUCCCAACAGGGCUGUCAGACGGAGAACUCCUAAUGUGGCCAUUUGAAACACUUCUCAACAUUGAAAUAGACAGUUGAAGUUUUAAAAUAACCUCUUCUAAGACACGGCUAUGAGUAGGUAAGAGAGCAUUCAUUCCCUUCAAUAAUAUGACUGUGUUGAUAAAACUGAUAACCAUUCACUUGCAAAUGUUAUUAUUGAAUAAGUCUCACUUAGCUCAUUUAAUAUUACCCAAAAGAUGCUAACAAAUUCUGUUUCCCACAUUGUCACAGCAUGCCCUUUACAUCUCAGGAUCCAGGCAAAAGUUGAAAUUCAGAAACAUAGAUAUGAAAUGUAAGAUACAAAGAAAACACCUCUGCAAAGAUUCCGACCACAUUUAUCAAAAAGUCCCCAAAGCAUUCAAAAUCUUUACUUAAGUCAAGUCUAUUUAUACGUUUAAAAGCUAAAAACAAGAUCUUUUUGGUAAUGCUUCAAUUAAAUGUUUUAUCUAAAUAUGUGGAAAUGAUAAGAUGCGUACUGCAUCUCUCAUAUAAUAAAGAUAAUCAGUUUUAUACAGACAUAUUCUCCAUCUACUGGCAAUUACCAAGAUAAGAUGGCACUAGAAAUUUCUCCAGCUUACGCCAUGAAUACUGCAGAAGCUGAUACUAUCCGUUGUGGUUUUACAAAUUCUAGAGGGUUCUAGCCAAAGCAACCUAAGAAUAGGACAUGGUAGCUUAAGUUUUUCAGCUUCUUAACUGGCCACACACACACAAGUUGUGUUUGUACAAUUCUUGAGGUCAAUCAGAACCAAAAAAUCUGUUGCUGGAAGAAAUAUUAUCCUCUUCAUAGAAAUAUCCACCAGCAGAAAAUUGGUUUCUCAAGGAAUCCCUACUGCCCUUGUAGAAACAUCAAGAUUCUUGCCUGGAUUCUCAACAUAAGUCUUUACUCACAGGCCUAUUGCUUGGUUUCAGAAGAGUGAGAACAUGAAAGUUCAUAAAUGCCUGGGCCACUGCAACUCUAACCACUGUGUUUCCCCCAGUUUGAUAUGGUUCAGGAUACAUAGUCAUAGAACAGGGCAUGCAGAUUGUAUUUAAGACCACUGCAAGUAAGGUCUAAGGCAAAAGUAAAUUAAUGAGUCCAACUCUGGGGCAUCCAUUUAAGAGCCAUUUAAUCCAUUUAAUUACAAAUAAUUUCAACCCAUAGUCAGUGUUCUUCACUGUCUUCAAAAAUAUAAAAAGUACAAGGAAUUGUGUACAUUACAAACUGCUCCAGAAACAAAACCAAAUGUGGAUAGCUUUGUGAGCUGCAGUGUGUGGCAAAUGUUCAACCUUUUGUUAUGCAAUAUCACCCAUAUCAAAUACCAUUCUUAAAGCAGUAGACAGAUGAGUCAAGUUCAAUUUAAUGCAAACAAUAUUACUGUGUUCUAAGCGCUUCUGUUACUCGAAAGGGGUCUGAUCCAGACCCCAAAAGAGGGUUCUUGGACCUCAUGCAAGAAAGAAUUCAGGAGUAAAGUGAAAGUGAAAUGGGUCAGGAUCAAUGGUCUCAUUGUCUAAGGUGUUAUCCGAGCUCGUUGUCUCACAACCAAGAAAAUUAAGGAGCAUGGACACAAAGGGUGAGGUUGGAGCAAAAGUUUAAUAAGCAAAAGAGGAAAGCUCUCUGCAGCAGAGACGGGAGCCCAAGUGGGUUGCUGUUUUUACAGCUGAAUCCAAAAGCUUUUAUAAGAAACUCCUCUCAUCUCUGCAGCUAUUUGAGUAACUUCUCUUAUCUGAAAAGCUGUCUGUACAACUGCCUCUAUCUAUGCAGCUAUGGGGUGUCUCUAGGCGAGCACAAAGCAUAGCUUCUCUUGUUGUAUAAUUGUGGGUUUGUUUUAAGUAAGCCACUUUCCUCCCUGCAAGUUCCCACGGAGCAGAAAAAAGGAGGAAACUUUUUCCUGGGAGCCCACUAAUCACACAGUGAACAAAAGGCUUCUAUGCUGGGCCUUACUUUCUAACAGUGCAGCAGUUAUAGUCUGAGUUUUCUCCAGGCUGCUCCAUUUUUGCCUGUAGCUAUGAUUUUUCAGGCAGCCUGCUUCUCCGAGGACUAGUCUUAGCUGUUUACCUAACUGAUUGGUCCUUUUCUUCUCCCUGAAAAGCAAGUUUAUUAAGAAAGCAAAGGAAUAAAGAAUGGCUACUCCAUAGGCAGCGUAGCCCCAAGGGCUGCUGGUUGGCUAUUUUUGUGGUUAUUUCUUGAUUAUAUGCUAAACAAGGGGUGGAUUAUUCAUGGGUUUUCUGGGAAAGGAGUGGGCAAUUCCCAGAACUGAGGGUUCUUCCCCUUUUAAGACCGCAUAGGGCAACUUCCUGACAUUGCCAUGGCAUUUGUAAACUGUCGUGGUACUGGUGGGAAUGUUUUUUAGCAUGCUAAUGCAAUAUAAUUAGUGUAUAAUGAGUAGUGAGGACAACCAGAGGUAACUUUCAUUGCCAUCUUGGUUUUAGUGGGGUUUGGCCGGCUUCUUUACCACAUCCUUUUAUCAGUAAGAUCUUCGUGACCUGUACCUUGUGCCAACCUCCUAUCUCUUCCUGUGACUUGGAAUGCCUAACCUCCUGGGAAUGCAGCCCAGUAGGUCUCAGCCUUAUUUUACCCAGCCUCUAUUCAAGAUGGAGUCGCUCUGGUUCAAACACCUCUGACACUUGAAUUACAAAUAUAAGGACCAUUGACACUGAGAUUUUAAGGGAGGAAAAACAGAUUGACAGUGGACUAAAGGUACUUUUGUAGCAAGGUACUUUCCACACAAUAUUGAAUAAAUGCAGUGUAUACAUUUUUAAAGGAAUUUUAAGAGCUCGGAAAUCAUUAAAAUUAAGUUUAUCAAUUUUUGAAAGCAUCUUCUGACUCAAAUAUAUGAAAAGAUUAUUCUAGACCUUAGGCAGAUAUUCAGAGAAAGAUCAGUUUUCUAUGGGUUUUUUCCAUCAUGCAUUUUAUACAAAUUUAAUAUACUUUUUCAACUCACUUUGCAUUUCCUGUUACCUUGUACUGAGAACUUCAUUAAAACCUGCACUUGAAAUUGCACUUAAACUUUACAAAAUCACAGAAGAAGUUGUUUUCCAUAGGUGUGGGGUGGGAUGUUAGAGCUCUAGACAUUAAUUCCUAGGAAUCGCAUACCUACGGAAAACAGUCCUCUGACCUCCUGUGACACAUGGGGUGAGCCCUUCCUUUUUGUCUCAAUCUCAAAAAACAGUAAGUCUUUAAUCCAUUUGCAUCAAAAAGUACUUCAUAUGCUCGAAACUAAAGUAAAACUUUAUUGAAAUACAUUAAUAUGCUCCUGGAACAUACUACUGGGUCUCAGACAGUGCAGAAGCUUUAUUGUUUAUUUGGGAAGAGCAAGGUAAGAAUCAAGUAGAAAUGAUAAAGGGCAAGGAAAAAAGAUGAAAGCUUACUCAUAUUAACCAUUCUACCAUUGGAAUUAUUUGCCAACACACCUUGCUGCUACUUAGAGAAAGUAGUUCACCUCACUACCUUUUAUCCAAAGAAAUUAUCUCUAAAAGCACUCAGACAUUUUGUAGAGCAAGUAGCAAUCUAUUCAAAGUUGUAAAGGUUCUGUAGAAUCUCUCAGACCAGGUACAGGACCUACCAAAGGCCACAGCCAAGCACAAGCAGCUACAUUAGACAGUUUUACAGCUCUGUAUUUCAGGAAAACUUCUGUCCUGUGGGAGCAAUACAAAACUAUACCAGUUUUUUGUUAGUGUAAAAAUUGCCCAAUAUUAACCAGAGCAGCCCAAAAUAUUUCAGGGUAAGAAUAGAUAUAUUUAUAUUUUUCAGAUGAUAUAUCUUCAUUUUCGAUUUUGAAAGAACAGUAAUACUAAUUAUAUCCCAUGUAAGGGGCUACUGACAAUUUUGAUGGUACCUGAAUUUGCCUCUAUCAUGCAUCUCAAUGAUUUGUUGUCAUCCAAAGCUAUUUCAUGAAUCAAAUAUCGUUUUCUACCUGCCCCACAACUGUGUACAUAAAACCUAAACCUCUGAAGCAAUAAACCUCUUCCAUUACACAGGUUUAGAUUCAGAGUUUUCUUGCUUAAGUUCCAACUAAAAGUAUUACAUUCUUAGCAUAAGUAUACUCAUAAAGAAAAAUAAGUAUUUGUUUUAGGUUUUAGAGAGAGAGCACAGAGUCCCUUUGAGACAGUGGGGAAAAUUCAUCUUCAUAUUGUCACAUGCACUGUAAUAGGAAUGUUUAGCAAAAAAAACCUUCCAGAGAAAGGUGGUUUCCAAUAUUACCUACAACUUCCUUUGCAAUUUGAUUUUUGAAAGGACCUAAAAGUUGAAAACAGGCUAUCACAUCCCAUUUGCUUUAAAGUCUCUUAAACUUACGCUCUUUCGCUUCAAAUGCAUAAAUGUUUUAUUUAAGUUUGCAUUGCCCACUAAGGCUAGACAUUUUUUUUUUUUUUUUUUUUUUUUUUUUUUUGAGACAGAGUCUCGCUCUGUCGCCCAGGCUGGAGUACAGUGGCGGGAUCUCGGCUCACUGCAAGCUCCGCCUCCCGGGUUCACGCCAUUCUCCUGCCUCAGCCUCCCAAGUAGCUGGGACUACAGGCGCCCGCCACUACGCCCGGCUAAUUUUUUGUAUUUUUAGUAGAGACGGGGUUUCACCGUUUUAGCCGGGAUGAUCUCGAUCUCCUGACCUCGUGAUCCGCCCGCCUCGGCCUCCCAAAGUGCUGGGAUUACAGGCGUGAGCCACCGCGCCCGGCCCGGCUAGACAUUUUUUGAUAAAUUCACAGGGUUACAAAAUACCAAACGGAAAUGAGAUAAGUGGUAUAAACCACAGAAGAUAUAGGAGAAGAGAAAAAAAAAAGAGGAAAUAAAGAAGACAACUCUUUUCCUAAGAGUCUGGGUAAAAUUGAACAUAGCCAUAUUCACUGAACAACAUGAGUGAGCUUCAUUAAUUUAAGCACAGCAAAACUGCUUUAAUUAACAAGACCAGAGAGAAGGGAGAGGAGACUACAUUUGUGUGACCUAAUGGUUGUGAUUUCACUGUCCAAGAGGACAAAGACAAAGAAAUUCUGGGAAGGAGAACAACAAUUAUAUUCCCCCAUUUCAAGAAGGGCAGAAGUGUCCCAACACUACCCAAUAUUUGCAAAAUUCAAAUGUCUCAUAGGCUCUUCUUCCCUGGUUCCCUCAGGAGCUGGGUUUCUGGGUUGCAGAAGUGCUUUUCAUAUUCUGUAUCUGGUUGUGGUGGCAAUGUCACCACCCUACACUGCUGUGACACCGAAACAACCAAGCCUAGAAUCAGCUGGUGCCUCUUUUCAUCUGCAGGGUAGAUUUGGCUUCCAUGGUUGUUCACUGCUCUGUGUUAGGAAGGCUCAGUGACAGGUGUACAGCCUUCAGUAAUGCCUCAAAGGUUCUCCAAGCAGAGGUAAACAUGUGGGUCCUGCUGGUGACAUAUUAGACUUCUUACUUUCCCCAAAUAAAAAAGUGCCUGCUGGGCGCGGUGGCUCACGCCUGUAAUUCCAGCACUUUGGGAGGCCGAGGCGGGCGGAACACAAGGUCAGGAGAUCAAGACCAUCCUGGCCAAUAUGGUAAAACCCCAUCUCUACUAAAAAUACAAAAUUAGGAAGGCGUGGUGGUGCACGCCUGUAAUCCCAGCUAGUCGGGAGGCUGAGGCAGGAGAAUUGCUUGAACUGGGGAGGCGGAAGUUGCAGUGAGCCAAGAUCGCAGCAUUGCACUCCAGCCUGGGCAACAGAAUGAGAUUGUCUCAAAAAAAAAAAAAAGUGCCACAUGCCAUGCUAUGUGCCCAAAGUUUCCUUCACACAACACAGCCUUGAGAUGCAGUAUUAAAUUCUACACUUUUCCUACCAUAGUGAUACAUGUGGCUUUUCUUUGCUGUGUUCUGAGAUGUCAUGCUUUGAAAUCAGUGGCCAUUAUCAUCUAAGGAUUCCGCCAGAGACUUCCAAAAGAAGAGGUCUCAUUUAUAAAGUGAAUUUGAAUAAAAUGACCAGUUAGGUGUUUUCAGAAACACCUAUGCCCUACUUGCCUACUCUUCAAGGGUUUAGGGGCUUAGGGGGAGGUUUUGUUUGGGUUUUUUGUUGCUGUUGCUUGUUUAUUUGUUUGUUGUGUUUAAGACGUUUUACUUGUCCCUGAAAUGUUUGUCAUCACACAGAUACACGCUCAGGAUAAGAACUACCAGACUAGAUUAGGAGGUCCACACCACCAAUUGAGAUGUACCUGUGCUCAUGACUUGACAUUGUGGUGGGCCGGCUACAACCCUCCCCACCCCUCGCUUUCACUAAAUAACAACUCUCUUCUCUCCAUCAUUUUGACUUAGAGCCAGUCAGAAUUCAAUCUCCAAUAUCCUGACUAGCACAAGAAAUCCAUAGGUUGAUUCUUGUUCUCCUGCAUCUCUGCAGGUGGCAAACCUGAUUCCUAAUGCCUGUUCCUGCCUCUGCAGGGGUUCAUUCAGAAAACAGGAAAAUAACAAAGGCUUCCUGUAAUUCUCUUUGGCUGUAAUACAAUUUGUUCCCGUCUGCCCCCAGGCUCACCCAGUGCUCUGUCUCAGUGGUAAGCUGUAACUGAUCACUGCUGUAUUAACUCAAAACUCAUUUGCUUUAUGGAAAUUCAUGGCCCUUAUUUCUCAAGGGACCAGAGAAAACCAAUAGGCCUACUCCCCAGCUGAGUACUUUCCAUGCAAGCUACCGCAUCUGUAUAAAUUAGGUUCAAAUAACAGAGUAUUUCCAGGAUUUAUAAAUUCAGUAUUACAAAUAGUAAUCUGGCAAGUGUUCUCAGGAUCCCCUUGCUACCUGUAAUUCAAUCAUAUAACUUCUGAAUGGGCUGGGGGAAAAUAACAAUAAGAAAAACUGGUGUUUACCUGAAGAUCUGCCCAGUGAUUUGUGUGUUUUCUUAAUAAACUUUACCCACUUAUUAAAAGAAUAAAAUGAAGGUGGAGUUAAUUCUGACUACGGGAUUCCUUUUUCACUUUUAUAAUGAACUCCUUCCUUCUAACUAAAUCUUAUCAUAAGCAAAUCUAUGCACCAAAUUAUUUAGUACAAUUCCUAAUAACAGCUGAAGGACCAUUUAUUUGAAGCAAUGUUCACCAUAGCAAAAUUCCAGUGAAGUCUAAGAACUGGGACAGUCCGUUGAGGAUCCUUGUGCCAGGAUGUAUGUUGCCCCAUGAAUGUGCACAUGCAUAUUAAAAUAUGGGCACCUCUUUUAAUUCUUUUUUUUCUCAUAAUAAGUUUGAAACUCACAGUAGGAAAUUGAGAGAUCAAUUUGGUUACUGUUUUAUCAUUGAUCCUGAAGACAGUUGAAGCAAUCAUACUGGUUGUUCUCGAACUAGCUGGUUUCCCAGAGACAGCUGGAGACUGAGCACAUAAAGACAUCAUUGAGGAAAAAGGCUACCUUGUACCUCAUGGAGAGCUGAAGGUCUGAUAAAUGGGAACUGCCAGGUAAUAGCUAUGCUAUUUCUGACAUAAAUUUAAAAACUAGUAUUGUUUCUUCUAGCUCUGUUUUUGCAUAGUGCACAGAGAUCUUUGUAAAAAACAGGAAAUUAAUGUUAAAUUGGAUCUAUAAACAUAAGUCAAUUUGGCUCUAUUAUGUCAAAAGAGAAUAGGAGUUUUAACUUAUAUCUGUGUUUUAUUAAUAUUUUGAAGUAUAGGAACCUCAUGGUGUAGCAGGAUGAGCCACAGACAAAACCUCUCAGACACCGAGUUGUAGAAGGAAGGGCUUUAUUCAGCUGGGAGCAUCGACCAGCUACUGUCUCAAAAUCCAAGCUCCCUGAGUACACAAUUUCUGUCCCUUUUAAGGGCUCACAACACUAGAUUUCACAUGAAAGGGUCGUGAUUGAUUUGAGCAAGCAAGGGGUAUGUGACAGGGGCUGCAUGCACCGGUGGUCUGGGAGGAACAGAACAGGACAGGGAGUUCUUCUAUACAAUAGAGAACAGAACAAUGUUCUUCUAUACAAUGUAAGGAAUCUAUGAAUAACAUCGGCUUCUAAAUCAUAAGUUGAUUUUUAACUACUGGGUUUAGGCCAGGCGGGCCCAGGCCUGGUUUCGGGCCUGGCGCUGAGCUGCCUGUAUUUGGUUUUACUUCCUUGUUGUUUUUACUGAAUAUGAAACAAUAUAAAACAAUGUGAGAGGGUCUUUCUCUCCUCUCAAUGUCAACAUCAUAUAUGAUUGGAGACUUCCACAUAAUUGAGUUUUAGUGCCCACUGUUACAGAAAAUCAUAAUGGAAAAACUAAAAUGUCAAUAAUAAUUUCAGAUGUGUAUUUUAGUUCUCAUAAGAACAUCUACAUUCAUUUGAAAAAUAGUUCUAUAUCUAUUCUUGAAACAUAUUUCUUUAGUUCAAGGUCUGAUGAGCUCCCAGACUGUUGGGGAUUGCUCUACAGCUGCUCAAGCUUUUGAAGACUCCUGUGAUUUUUUUAAAUGGCUGGUUUGGUUGAAGUUUCUCUUAUCAGUCAGGCACUUUGCAUUUUAAGCGUACUUUACCACCGACACCCUCCCCCCCCAGCACACACACACACACACACACACACACACACACAACAUAGUGAAAUGGACCCGUGGGAAUUAUAUGAUAGUUGUAAUCAAAAUAAAAUGCAAUCAAUACUAAAAUACAAUUUACCAAAGGCUUACCUCCUUAUUUGAAACUCCAGCAUCAAUAAUUUACUUGCACUCUUGUUAUUUACAUUUGUACUCUGGAAGUAAACUUAAAAUGAAAAUUAGAAUUUGCUUUCAAUUAUACUAUCUCUAUCUAAAUCUUAAUUUGAAAUUUAAAUUAUUUUGUCUCUACCCAAACCAUCGAUUUCAUGGAAAUGUUUAAAUUUUCUUUUUUUUUUUUUUUUUUGAUGGAGUCUCACUCUGUCGCCCAGGCUGGAGUGCAGUGGCUCAAUCUUGGCUCACUGCAACCUCUGCCUCCCGGGUUCACACCAUUCUCCUGCUUCAGCCUCCUGAGUAGCUGGGACUACAGGUGCCCGCCACAACACCUGGCUAAUUUUUUGUAUUUUUAGUAGAGAUGGGGUUUCACCACGUUAGCCAGGAUGGUUUCGAUCUCCUGACCUCGUGAUCUGCCUGCCUCGGCCUCCCAAAGUGUUGGGAUUACAGGUGUGAGCCACUGCGCCUGGCCAGAAAUGUUUAAAAUUUCAUAAAUCUUGAAUCCAUAAAAUUCAAUGCUACCAUUUAUAAUUUAAUACUCCUACCAUAAAAAUUUCUGUGUUAGGCAUAGCUAUAUGAAUAUUUGCCUAUAAAUCCCCAUCAAUUUAAUAGGAAUUAAGUUAGAAAUACUAGUAUAUAUAUUCCCUUUAUAUACUAAUUGUAUAUCCAUAUAAAAGCAUUAGUACCAUUAUAUGAAAGUAUAUAUGCCAUUCCAUAAAAAUAUAUCUACCAAUAUAAAUAGAAUAUAUAAAGGGAAUAUAUAUAUACCAAUAUAAAUGGGAAUUUAUAUUGGCACAUACAUUUCCAUUAUUUUAAUGGGAAUUAAAGAAAAAAUGCCUGUUUUCACUAAGUCAUCCUUCCCCUGGCAAUACAUUUCCUGAACUUUUACAUACUUAAAUAGCCAGUUAUGAAAAUGUAAAACAAUGAGUGAUCUUGUUGUUUUCAUUUUAUUAUGUUAUAUGAAAAAAAGAAACCUUGUAAGUGCAGAUUUAUUUUAAAAAAUUGAAAAACUACUCUGUCAAACAUAGCAAAUAGGAAAGUUAAAAAAAAGUAAGUCUAAAGAUUAGGUGCUCUGUCACUUGUCAUUACAUUUUUUUAUAACAUUAAUGACACAUUUUUUGCUAUCCAAAUAUAAUUUCCACUAGAAAAGAAAAGAUGUCCUCCAUGUUUUAAAUUGCAUUUGAAAUUCAGGUAACUAAUAACCCUUGGUUUUAAAAGAUACAUAUAAUGUUUCCGUAGGAAAAAAAUCAAAAUAUUGUAAAGAAUCUGAGUAAAUGAGAGCCUCUCAUGGUUGAUUAAGUUCAGACAUUUUAAACAGACUCCUGCCCACAAACUAUUUUUCCUCUCCAGGAAUAAGAAUGGCAACUGAAUUGUUCCUUCUUUAUUCUAUAGCUUUAAGUCAAACCUAACAUAAGCAAUCAACCCUUCCACCCAUUGUCCUCUUUCUAGCUGCUUAUAUUCCUGAGUCUGAAAGAAGGGCAGAAUUAAUUCGUUUCCUUGACAGUGUUGGGGGUGAAAUAAAAGAUAGACCCCUGCUGCUCUGCACGUAGAUUCAGUUUGUAUGCCAGGGUGACAUUUUAAUUUACAGUAGUCCAGACACCUAAACAGGACAUAGAAAUGUCAACUGGUCAUAUUAAAAUAAAAAAGUAUAGAAUAGUUUCUGUUUUACGGAUUUUGUAUCCAAGUAAAUGAAAACACAAUCACCUUUCAAAACAUGGUAUGAAAUCCACAGUUGUAACAGUGAGCACAACAUGCUUUCUGUGUGUGUUUUUAAGCUCUUUCCCCACAUCUGCUUUUCAAAAAUAUUUGCCUGGAAACCUGUAUUUCGCCUAUAGAGACAAAUACAUAUAUUGUUUGUUGUGAUAAUGCACAAAAAGGAAUGUUAAAAAAAAACACACAACAUUGUUUUCCUUUUGAUGGUCUGGGAGUUUUUCUAUAAGUUUUUGGUUUUUUUUUUUUUUUCUCUUCAUUAGUGUGUUAGUUCCAUCAUCAUGUCUGUUUACUAUUGAAAAAUAAAUAUCUUCAUUUAAAGUAGAGACAAAGCUACUAUUUCACAUUUCCAGGUAGGACAGGAUGAUCAGAUGCAGCUUUCAAAAGAACUACCUGCUAAAUCAUAAUGGUCUCAUGUGCAGAUCAAAAUGUCAACUAGUAUAUCAAACAGUGAGCAAUUCACUAAAUUAUUUUUACAUUACUCCUAUUUGACUGUUUCAGAUAGUUGUAUAUAAAAAAUAUAAAUUUUUGCAUUGUAUUGUUCUUGAUGUACCAGCAUACAUAAACAUAUUAGGCUGUAUUGUAAGUUUCCUGCAUGUAAUAUGUAAUGUGUAAUUAUAUGUGAUAAAUAAAACCUAAAACUGAUACAAA
Messenger RNA from Homo sapiens (human), 15846 nucleotides. It is a transcript of the gene OPRM1, whose product is annotated as opioid receptor mu 1, transcript variant MOR-1K1. The record is from RefSeq and is marked reviewed. The coding region runs from base 1309 to 2211 and encodes 300 amino acids. The transcript has 4 exons. Gene Ontology annotation, cellular component: presynapse; perikaryon; GABA-ergic synapse. Lineage: Eukaryota; Metazoa; Chordata; Mammalia; Primates; Hominidae. Gene Ontology annotation, biological process: cellular response to morphine; sensory perception of pain; positive regulation of neurogenesis. Gene Ontology annotation, molecular function: G protein-coupled receptor activity; beta-endorphin receptor activity; G protein-coupled opioid receptor activity.